Penicillium odoratum is the source of this 285-nucleotide messenger RNA. RefSeq lists its product as uncharacterized. Gene Ontology annotation, molecular function: oxidoreductase activity. NCBI's taxonomy places the organism in Eukaryota, Fungi, Ascomycota, Eurotiomycetes, Eurotiales, Aspergillaceae. The transcript has a single exon. The coding region runs from base 1 to 285 and encodes 94 amino acids. The record is from RefSeq and is a predicted model, not a curated record.
AUGAACAAAAGCUACCGGUCAUCUAUCACGCUCACCAGUGGUCGUAUUGCAGAGAAACCCAUGAAAGGAAAGGCGGUGAUGGCGGGUUGGGGCGCAGCCUUAUUUGGUGUCACGCGUACCCUUGCGCUUGACUUGGCCCCUAUUAGAAUCAAUCUCGUCAGUCCCGGAACGACGGAUACAGAAAUCCAAGGGGAGAAAUGGGAAAUGAAGAUGGCGGCUGCUGCGGAAAGAGCGCUCCUAGGGAAGGUGGGAACACCCGAGGAGGUCGCCGUGGCCUUUAUAUAG